Lachancea fermentati is the source of this 102-nucleotide messenger RNA. NCBI's taxonomy places the organism in Eukaryota, Fungi, Ascomycota, Saccharomycetes, Saccharomycetales, Saccharomycetaceae. The record is from the annotation of a GenBank genome assembly.
AUGAAGCCUUCCACUCAAGCCACCCAAAAAGACACCACUGAAAACAAAGACAAUUGGAUUGUCCACGGUUUCGCAUGGGAUCCACAUUGUAUCAUUUCCUGA